UUCUUAGUUGUAAGGGUUCUUUGUAUAUUUUGGAUAACAGUCCUUUAUCAGAUGUGUCAUUUGCAAAUAUAUUCUCCCAGUCUGAGGCUUGUCUUCACAUAUUUUUUGACCAUGUCUUUGCAGAGCAGAAGUUUUUAAUUUUAAUGAAGUCAGUUUAUCAAUUAUUUCUUUUAUGGCUUGUGUUUUUGGUGUUGUAUUUAAAAAGUCAUUGCCAUACUCCAGUGUUACCUAUUUUGUCCUAUGUUUUCUUCUAUGAGUUUUAUAGUUUUGUGUUUUGUUUAGGUCUAUAACCCAUUUUGAGUUAACUUUUGGGAAGGGUGUUAGGUCUGCAUCUAGAUUCAUUGUUUUGUAUGUGGAUGUCCAGGUGUUCCAGCAUCAUUUGUUGAAAAAAACUAUCUUUGCUCCAUUGUAUUGUCUUUGUCCUGUAUCAAAGAUCAGAUGACCAUAUUUAUGUGAGUCUAUUUCCGGGUUCUCUGUUCUUUUCUGUUGAUCUAUUCUUUCUCCAGUACCAACUGUCCUGAUUACCAUAGCUAUAUAGUAAGUCUUGAAGUUGGGUAGUGUCAGUCCUUUGACCUUGUUCUUUUCUUUCGAUGUUGUGUUGGCUAUUCUAGGUGGGGGUUUUUUUUGUCUCUUUUUUUUUUUGCCUGAUAUACACUAAAAUCAGUUUGUUGGUGUCCACAAAAUAACUCGCUGGGAUUUUGAUUGGGAUUGUGUUGAAUCUAUAAAUCAAGUUGGGAAGAACUGACAUCUUGACAAUACUGAGUCUUGCUACACAAGAACAAGGAAUAUCUUUCCAUUUAUUUAACCCUUUGGGUUUUUUUUAAUUAGAGUUUUGUAUUUUUCCUUAUAUAGAUCUUAUGCAUAUUUUGUUAGCUCUUACUCAAGUGUUUCAUUUUGGGGAAAUUAUAUUGUGUUUUUAAUUUCAAAUUCUACUCAUUCAUUACUGGCAUAUAGGAAAAUGAUUGCCUUUUUUUUUUAAAGUAAUCUCUACACCCAUUGUGGGACUCAAACUCACAACCCUGAGAUCAAGAGUUGCAUGCUCUACUCACUAAGCCAGUGAGGCACCACAUAAAAUGACUGACUUUUGUAUAUUAACCUCUCUAUAAUCACUUACUGUUUCAAGAAUUUUUGCUGUUGUUGUCAGUUCAUUUGUACUCUCUACACAAUCAUGCCAUUUGUAAACAAAGACAGUCUUAUUUCUUCCUUCUCAAUGUUUAUACAUUUUAUUUCCUUUUCUUGUCUUAUUACAUUCCAGUAUGAUGUUGAAAAUGAGUGGUGAGAAAGGACAUUCUUAGCUUGUUCCUGAUCUAAGCCUCUGUGAAAUUCACAGGUACCUCUGAGUUUCCCCUCCUUAGGUGGGACAGGAUGGGAGAGUGAGUAUACCAUGAAAUGUUACAGCAUGCUGGAGUUGAGUAUUUCCUUCUCCCCAGAUUGGUUAAGCUCUGAUAAAACUCCAAUAGUUUAGGUUCUGGUAAGACAGUUUCUCUUUAGGGAAGGCCUUGUUAAGAUGAACAGAAUGUUCUGGCAUGUUUCAAAAUGGUUCCUUUUCUCCUCCUUCUUCCGGAAGUGUAAGGGGACUUUUCUCUGAUAUUCACUGUGAAAACCUGAUCAAGGUGGGCUGGAGGUAAAACUCACUAAAUUGUAAGGACGUCCCUAAGAUUGGAUACCCCCAGAGUUUGUAAUCUCUCAGAUUUGUCCACCCUGAACCUCCAGCAAUUCAUCAACUACAGUUCAAAUUUCCUAUCCUCAUAUUGGUUCUUGCAGGGGUUUAUAUACUAGUAAGUUGUGAUUCUCUGUAUUUGUCUUUCUAUCUCUCCAAUUUUGAGAGCCACAGUUUGCCUUAUGAUCUCAUUUCUCUGACGAACCUAAGAAGAGUUGUUGAUUUUUCAGUUUGCUUAGCUUUCUACUUGUUGUUAUAAUGGAGUGGCCACCUCCAAGUUCCUUGCAUGCCACACUAGAAACUAGAAGCCCACUCUUUUUUUUUUACCUUUUUUAGUUUCACUCAAUCAAUAAGCAUUUCCUGAAUCAUUAUAUUCCAAGCACUCUGCUAGACAUUGAGUAUACAAGGAUAACUCCUUGCUGCUGAAGUUCACAGACCAAAAGGAAGUAUAGACAAAUUACAAUACUAUGUAUAAAGGUUAUGAAAGAAGUAAGCAUAAGCUGCUGCAGGAUCACAAAGUCUGGGACUGAGGGUUGAAUUCAGAGAAGGCUUCCCCAAAAGGGUUAGAUUAAAGUGAAUCUUGACUAAUGUUAACUCAGACAAAGAUAAAGUGGGAAGUGUGAUAGAUACCAUGUGCAAGGUAAAUACCAUUUGCACCAUGUGCAAAGGAAGGACCAAGAUGGGUUUAAGAAACUGCAAGAAAAAUAAAGUUGUCUGGAGCACAAGAUAACAUGGAGGGAGAGAAUGAGCCUAAACGUUACUCGGCUUUCUACUUCAUGACAAUAAGGACCAUGUUCAGCAGGAAACAGAUGGCUUGCUCAAACUAGUUAAUAGGGAGAGUUAAGGAACUAUUUAUAAAGUCCCCUUUGAACUGAAAAGGAUUUGGGGAAACCAUCAGUGAAAAGUCAUUAUGACUCCUAAGCCUGAUCACAUAAGUGAAAGGAGCAGUUAACAGAACAGAAAGGGUGGCUCUAUGGAGAAGGUUGCCUGUGAGGAGUUCUACUUUAGGUAAAAGAAUACAGACAACUCUCUGUAAUCUGGUAAGGAGAGAGCCAGGGAAUAAACACACAGAUCUCUGGACCUCUGAUCUUCUGCCCAUAUCUACCAUUGGUUAAACCUAAUCAGAGACUGGAUGGCAAGGGAACCCAUUGAUGUAGUCCGUAUCAGUCAGCCUUCUUGAACAAGGACAAGGAUGAAGAGUUGGAUCCAAAGGGACAUAUGAAAGAUAUCCAACACAUCACUACACCCUCAGUACCUAACACAACACCUGGCACAGAGGAGGUAUUGAAUGGUUGAAUGAGGUCAUAUAGGAAGCAGAAGCCUAAUCUUGCUGGGUUUAACUAAUUCAUGCUAAGAAAUUAGGACUUUACCUCAUAGCAGUGGAGUGCAAUCAGAACAGAGGAGAGACACAUCAGAUUUGCAUCUUAGAGGCAAAUUUGUCAAGAAUAAACUGAAGCCUUGUAGCAGAAGUAACAGGUAAAAGGCUGUUAUAACAAUCUAGGACAGAGAUGACAACAAGAUGUUCUAAGAAAAAGGAAACAGAAAAACAAAAUGGACUUGAAAGCAUCAAAGAGUUGGGAUUGGCAGGAUAUGGUAUGAUUGAAUGGUGGGAAACAAAAAAAGGACAUAGGAAGGGGGUGUAGGAUGAAAAGAAAAGAGCUCUCGAAGAACUCUUGGGUUUGGUGUGUCUGUAAGAAACCUGGAUUUGUCAGGCAGUUUUCUAGGUGUUUGAAACUCAACAGAUAUCUGGACUGGAGGAAGGGAUUGGACUAGAUCUGGCAAAUGAGGCAGAGACACUGUACACUUCCUGUUAGUUCUGUUUCCUGGGGUGGGGGAGGGGCAGGAAAGUGUGUUAGGUCAGAGUGGGUUAGGUUCUAUGGCAGUUGAGAAGAGCAAUGAGCCAGAAACUAGGAUGGAGAGAAGGGAAGGAAAUGCCAUGCCCUUACACAGGGUUUACAAUUCCAGCAUCCUGGGUUACCCAACAUAUAGGCCAAUUCUCCCCUACCGCAUGUACCACUUCUCUUCUAUGUCACCACACCAGCGACAGCUUCUGGAGAGGACCCAAAGCUACAUUCACAUGUUCUGUGCUGGCCUCAUGGGCUUUAUCUUUGUCCUGCUGAUGUGCUUGUCCCCUUUACAUUGGGUGCGGUUCAUGGUAAUGAAAGACAAGAAGAAACUCUUUGCGGGGCUCUGGACUGUGUGCCACCAUGAUCUCUGCUGGAGCCACGUGCCAAAAGCACCCUACUACCUCCAAUGCUCCAGGGCCUUCUUCCUCAUCUCUGCCUUCAUCAUCCUCAUUAUCAUUAUAUGGCUCAGCACCUUUCUCACCAAAGGGACAGGAGACAAAACCCACAUAGAUCUGGGCAUGUCCAUCUUCUCUUUCAUCUCAGGCACCUGCCUACUCCUCUGCCUCAUUUUGUACCUGAUGCAAGUGAAAUUGUACAGUAGGAACGUCUUGGAGCCCCAUUUCCUAUUAGCCUACCGCCUCAAUUGGUGGGGCAGUAUCUUCUACAUGACAGUUGGUGAGUCAAUCCUCCUGUUAAACAGUGAAGGCACAGAAAAGAAAUUUCUACAUGGGUUCCUCUCUGGACUCAAUCACAUAAGUUCUCCGGCUACUUCUCCAGAUCAAAAUCUCCUUGUGAUUCCUAUAACAAGGACAAGAAUAGGAAAUACGGCCAGAGUAGACUGGGGACUAACUGAAACAAAUACGACAUGAUACUCUACAUGGAAAACCCGACAGACUCCACCAAAAGUCAGCUAGAACCGAUACAUGAAUUCAGCAAAGUCGCAGGGUACAAAAUUAAUGUACAGAAAUUGGUUGCAUUUUUAUACACCAGUAAUGAAGCAACAGAAAGAGAAAUAAAGUGAUCCCAUUCACAACUGCACCAAGAAUCAUAAAAUACCUAGGAAUAAACCUAACCAAAGAUGUAAAAGAUCGCUAUACUGAAAACUAGAGAAAGCUUAUGAAAGAAAUUGAAGAAGAUACAAAGAAAUGGAAAAACAUUCCAUGCUCAUGGACUGGAAGAAUAAAUAUUGUUAAAAUGUCAAUACUACCCAAAGCUAUCUACACAUUCAAUGCAAUCCCAAUCAAAGUUGCACCAGCAUUCUUCUCAAAGCUAGAACAAACAUCCGACUUCGGCUCAGGUCGUGAUCUCACUGUCCGUGUGUGUUGGAGCCCCGCGGUGGGCUCUGUGUGGACAGUGUAGAGCCUGGAGUCUGCUUUGGAUUCUGUGUCUCCCUCUCUCUCUGCCCCUCCCCUGCUCACGUUCUUUCUCUCUCUCUCAAAAAUAAAUAAAAAUUAAAAUAAUUUAAAAAAACCGAAUUUGACCAUUUUAAGGUUUUUUUUUCUUGCUUAUAAACUGCCCUCUGGAAAAGCUGUACUAAUUUGUACUCUUAUGAGUCAUCAUUCUGUUCCUGCUGCUCCUCUCAAAACUCAGAGUUUUAUAAAAUCUAUAUACCAUUUUGACAGGUGAAAGUUGUAUAUUGUUAUUAAUUUCCAUUUCAUUUACUAAUAAAGUUGCACUUUUUUGUUAUUUAUUGGACAUUUGCAUAUUAGUUUACGUCUCUCUCUACCCCCCAAACACACAAAGUAUGUGUAUUAUUAAUUCAUGAGAUUUUAGAAUACAUUAAAGAUAAAUAACCUUUUGUCAUACACGUAGUGAAUAUUUUCCCCAUUUUGUCUUUUAUUUAUGAUUUUUUUUUUUAACAGAAGGAAGCUUCAAAUUAGUCACAUCUGUUCGUCUUUUGCUUUAGAGAUUUGCCUUUGGUGCUAUCCUUGAUAAUGCUUUUCCCACUCCCAGAUGAUUAAAUAUUCACCAAUAUUUCUUGAACCAAUUUUAUAUUUUCUUUCCUUUAUUUAAAUAUAUAUCUGGAUUUUAUUUUGAUAUAUGACAUCGGGUUAAGGUCUAACUUGGUAGAAAGAACAAAUGGGCAAAACAAGUUAGAUCUUUACCUUUUUUACGGUAUGUCUUCUAACCAUUAAAAACUAAGUUGUAUAUGUAGUCUAUAGACAUAAACAUGAUAGGAACAGUCUCUGACCUCACGUAACUUAUCAACUCAGAGAGGACAGACAUUAUACAAGUGUGGGGAGUGCUAUGAAGAGGUGCUAAAUUCUAUGGUGGGGUACAGUAGGUGGAAUCUAAUCGGUUAUUCUGGUACCUAUUGAACAACUAAAAGGAGACCUUUUGGAGAUGAAGGAGAAUUCAAUUAAAAAACAAGAACAAAAACAAAAACAAACCAGUAACAACAAACACUUAUCUCAGAGUAUCUGUAGGUCAGAAUCUGGGUGUGGCUUAGCUGGGUCUGGUCUCAGGAUCUCUCGCAAGGACGAAGCAAGGUGUUAGCCAGGGCUUCAGUCUCACAGGAAUGCUUGAUUGCAGGAAGAUUCACGUUCAAGUGUGCAUCCGUGGUUGCUGGCAGGAUUUAGCUCCUCAUGGUACUUUUGAAGCAAGUCUUUCAGUUCCUCGCUAAGGAUUCAGUUCUUCACAGUUCCUUACUGUUGGCUGGGGACCCCCUCAGUUCCCUGGCAUAUAAGUCUAGGAGAAUUCAAUUUUGUCCUGGGGUGGGCACUUCAGCUUGGACACAUUAAUUUGUAAAGAGUAUCAACGUGGAGAAAAAAUUAGCACGGCAUUUGUAUUCCCAGUUCCUGACCGAGGACUAAAGCGAAUGUGUGAACACUCUGAAUUUUCCGGUUGGUACACACUCCAGGCCUGUAUAUAAAUUAAUUUGUGAGUGAAUUAAGCAUUUACAAAGAAUUAAUUGCAUGUUGAAGAGGACAAACACACAAUUCUGUAUAGGAGAGGAAUGUCAGGAAAAGUUUAAGAUGAUUAGAACGGGCAGUAGUUGAAAUGACUUAUGAACUUGAGUUUCUCUUUCAACCACAUCAUGGCUAUAGCUUCAAAUUAUUUUUCAUUCUCUCCCUCUAUUACCAUUACAGACCAUAUACUGUGACUAUACUCCCCCGGAGUUAUGCAGUGUGGCCGCCCUGAACUCAGCCACAGAAGCAUGAAUAUAUUCGAUUAUUUUAUUUUUUUGAUCUAAUGCUGUGGGUUUUAUUUUUAAACUCAGGAAAUUUAAUUUUUAAAUGUGAUUUAAUCAUUGGUAGAUAUUUACAAAAAUUCUGACACUAGAAUCUGACUGUCCAAUCUUAGACUUUGAAAGUGAUAGUGUUAGCCUAGUGCAUAUAUCCUCAACAGAGUCAAUAUUUGCCCCUAAGGGGGCUAAAAUUGGUUCUGGGGUUGUGUGUCAAAAAAAAGUCCUCUUUUUCUGUAUAAAGCACAGGUAUACAUACAGUACAUAGAUACACAGUCUAUCUGUGGUAGUAAAAUUUCAUUGGAGGGAAGUGAUUAAGAUGGAAAGGUUUAAAAAGGUUCCUUAGGGACUGAUAAUGAAAAAAAAGUUGAGAAAUACUGCCCUUGUGCUAAGCUUAAAAGACAGCUGUUAAAUGAGCUGUCUUGCAUUAGAUUAUUUCCUGUAUCAUUUCCUGUAUUACACUGUCAGCUUCUUAAGGAUAGGAAGUGUAACCUGUUUUGUAUUUUUUCAAUAACACCUACUACAAUGGUUUACGUUCACCUGCAUUCAGUAAAUGCAUAUUUCAUUGAAUUAAUAUGGAACACAGCUUACCCUCCUUGUAUUCAUCCUACUGUCCCAUAUAACCUAAAUGAAAUGAUCAAAAUUAGUUUAGUAAAGCAAGCAACCUGACAUAGUCUCCUUCACAAAAAUCCUAGGAAAAUAAUGAGAAGCUUUAUUAAAAGAGUGAAAAAUCUUCAAAGUAGCAUAGUAAGAGAAGCACCGACUCUGGAAACUGAAAGAUGAAUCAGGGCUUUGAUUUCUAGCUCUAUCACUCAAGCCGUGGAAUCUUUAGUCAAGUUACCCAAGGAGGAAGGAAAAAGAGAAUAAAAAAAGAAUGGGAAAAGGGAAAGGAAUAUAAAAAAGGUACAGAGAAGAGACAAGCGUAUUUCUAAAUCUUAUGUAUACCCUAAAUUUCAGGUAUGUGGACCUACUGGCAGUUCCCCAAACAGGUCAUGGCUCAAAUAUGCCAUAUUCUUUCACACUUACAUGCACAUACAUACUCCCUUAUUUCCAGAACAUUAUUUUUCCACCACUAUUCAGCUCGAGCCACACCCUCCCAGGAAGCCCUCCAUAACAUCCUUGUCUGCCCUUGUCUGCCUCCCACACUGAGAUGCCUGUCUUCUUGCUCCCCUAACAUUCAGACCAUACUUUAUUAUAGUACUUACGAUAUUGUAAUGUAAUUAAUGGUUUGCAUGUCUGUUGCCCUCACUAGUCUGUGAGCAUUUUGAGAACUGAAAUGGUAUAAAAAAUUUUUAAUGUUUAUUCAUUUUCUGAGAGAGAGACAGAGACAGAGACAGAGGGAGAGAGAGAGACAGAGGGAGGGAGAGAGAGAGAGAAACAGAGCAUGAGUGGGGUAGGGGCGGAGAGAGAGGGAGACACAGAACCCGAAGCAGGCUCCAGGCUCGGAGCUGUCAGCACAGAGCCCAAUGUAGGGCUUGAACCGUGAGAUCAUGACCUGAGCCGAAGUCGGAUGCUUAACCUACUGAGCCACUCAGGUGCCCCUGAAAUGCAUUUAUCUGCUUCCUCUCAACAUCUUAGCAUAGUGCCUAACAUACUAUUGGUGAACAAACAAUGGGCUUGUUGAAUUAACUAAUAAAAACACAAGCAUGCAAGAGGAGCACAGCAACAUUUUUCAACAAUUUGACAGAGGGUGUGUACUCUUCAAAGAGCCAUUGCUUUACAAUUGACUAAUAAUCAUCUUUGUAUACGUUCUCAAGCCUAAAACAAAACACUGUACAUUUUCUGUGUCCAAUAAUGAUGAAUGUAAUGAGUACUUUCACAUUGUCAGUUAAUUGUUACAGUCCAAUGAGGAAAAUCCUAUUGUUGUUCCUAUUUUUUUAGAUGGGAAAACAGCUCUUAAGUGGAUAAUCCUUGCUGAGGUCAUUCUCACCAAAUGAGGCUUCUUGCUCUGGAGCUUAUGGUGCUGCUACACUGUAGCACCUGCCAAAGUUAGUUGAGUGAGAAUAUGCUUCAGUACAAUGUACUUCUGUCUGACCCUUUUCACCUGCAACCUCCUACACACACUCACCUAGAAAGAAACAAAGGCUCAUGCAUGCAGUUUGUUAUUGUUCAGCCAAAAAAUGUGUCUGAAUAUGCAUAGCUUUGCUUGAUGUAAAAAUAUCUAUCAAUAACUAUGAAAUAACCCUUUGGGACUAUUCUAAUAACAUUUAUAUAGAAGGUAAUGAUUUAAUUUUUGACCUUUCAAAUUCUUUAAAAUGGAAGCUCUGUUCGGUGCUUUUGCAUUUGAGUGUGUUAAACCACAUAUCCAGCAUGUUAAAUUCUCUUUUCAAGAAAGCCAAUGUGAAGCAGCUCAUUAAGACUUUUGGGCGAGAAGUCAUGUAUCACAAGCCCUCCAUUACUACCUCACUGACAAUGUCUGUGAGGGUAUAGUUGGAACCACAGAAUUGAAAAACCAGUUCUAGCCACAUUGCAAAAUCACCAUAAGGAGUGGCAUCUGGUUCCUGGAGCUGGAAGAGGUGACUAUGCCUUUUGAAUCAUGGUUAUUGUCUCAGACAAGACAGAUGAAAAGACCCCCUAAACCAAAAGAGAGCCAAAGGAAAACUUUUAAAAAUGAGACUCUGGGGACAGGUGCACCUUCCAGGUGCUGAUGUUCCAGGAUUCCCUCGGUUACUCCAGUGUUCAAGUCCCCGACACAGUUCUCUUUUGCUCCCUGCUGCAGUCCUUUACUCACUCAUAACCAGACUGCAUUGUAUCAGGUGUGUCCAAUCUGCUGAAUUCCAACAUCAAUCCUCUCUUGCUACGAAGUGUGAGAAGCUGAGGUACCGUUGGGGAUGUGAGAGGUGAUGUGGGCAUUAGCCCUAGAGAAACCUUACAUCAGGAGAGCUGUGGAGGACAUGCACAUUGGGCCCCCUUCUCUUCCUCCACACAACCUGCAAGUCAUGGAGACCUAAAAGAAUUAACAGGUAAGAGCACCAACAAUGAUAUAAUGUCGACAAGAUGCAACACAUUUGCAGUAAGAAGACAAUAAAUAUCUAUUGGCCUACUGUUUUUGGUUUAUGUUAAUUCAUUUCAACAUUAUCAAAAACUUGGAAGUAUGUUAGAAAUGCGAGAUGCAUAAACUACUCACAUUCUAGGCAUCAAGUGCCGGGUUUAAAAUAGCUUGGAAAAACAGUAGUCUCUAAGCAUGUGGAUUAGGUGCUGGUUACGAGUGGCUUGGAAGGAUAUAAGGCAGAGGGAACAGCAGAUGCAAAGGUAUAAAGGUCUGAGAAAGUCCAGCUUACAAUGCUUUCUUAGAACACCCCAGUUUAGUAACUUCUGUCUCCUUUAAACUCUUUUAGCAUUUACCACCUGUACCAUUCUUCUUGCUUGUUAUCUCUCUUUGAUGUACAGUUACC
Messenger RNA from Acinonyx jubatus (cheetah), 10086 nucleotides. RefSeq names its product transmembrane protein 202-like. The coding region runs from base 3537 to 4376 and encodes 279 amino acids. Gene Ontology annotation, cellular component: plasma membrane. NCBI's taxonomy places the organism in Eukaryota, Metazoa, Chordata, Mammalia, Carnivora, Felidae. The record is from RefSeq and is a predicted model, not a curated record. The transcript is spliced from 6 exons.